Zophobas morio is the source of this 1202-nucleotide messenger RNA. Its product is annotated as ras-like GTP-binding protein RhoL. Gene Ontology annotation, biological process: small GTPase-mediated signal transduction. Lineage: Eukaryota; Metazoa; Arthropoda; Insecta; Coleoptera; Tenebrionidae. The transcript has 5 exons. The record is from RefSeq and is a predicted model, not a curated record. Gene Ontology annotation, molecular function: GTP binding; GTPase activity. Bases 188 to 742 code for a protein of 184 amino acids.
AUAAAUAAUCUAAUAAAAUUUUUGACAUAAGUAGCUUUACGAUUGCUCUCAAAAUAUUUGCCACAAUAUGUUUCUAGUACUUUUUAGUUCACGUUUAGUUUUUAAAUCAGUGUAACUAUUUACAUGGGAAAAUCUACGAACAGAGGCUAGAUACUCACGACACCCUCGACGCCCAUUAUUCUACAUAAUGAAAAACCAGAUUAGGAUAACAGUUGUUGGUGAUGGCGAUACAGGGAAGACAUGCAUGUUAAUAGUAUACAAAGACAGAAAAUUCGAUGAAAGGUAUAUUCCUACAGUGUUUGACGUUUAUUCGAUGACUGUACCAAUAAAUAAAAGAGAGUACACCGUGAUAUUACAAGAUACAGCUGGACAAGAAGAAUUCGACAAACUCCGCCAACUGGCGUAUAAGGAAACGGACGUUUUUAUACUGUGCUACGCAGUAAAUGACGUUAAUUCUUGGGAUAACGUUAAGGAGAAAUGGGCUCCGGAAUUAAAGAGAUGUUGUCCUAGAGCGAAACUGAUAUUAGCUGCAACGAAAUGUGAUCUCGAAAGUGAAAGAAAAGUUCCUGUCAAAGAGGGUCAGAGACUCGCCAAGAUAAUCAAAGCUGACGGAUUUAUAGAAAACUCGGCCAAAAUUGGAAGGAGUAUUGAUGAGACAAUUUGUUUAGCACUCAUGAAGUAUAUUAAUGCAAGGGAAAAUACUGGUGGUAGUAGCAGUAGUAGUAGUUGCGUUUUGUUAUGAUGGGAACUAAUUUUAUUUGUGUAAUUUUAUUGAAUAAGGUAUGAUUGAUUAAAAGUGCAAUUUGCGAGCCAUCACUCAACCAAUGAUUAUGGUAAAUGUUGAAAGCCGUUGUUAUAGGAACUAUACGUGGAUGCAACUGACACUAUGAUGCAUUUCACGAGUGUUGCUUUGAAGUCUUAUUGUACUGUCUAGUUUUGUGGUUAUCCAUUAUAACAUGAUUUAAUUUAAGACGUAUCUGUUCAGCAACCGCUCGCAAACUCAACAAGUUUAGUUAAUCAUUUGGGACAAAUGGUAUAAAACAAGGUUCUUUGUUAAAAAUAAGUCUAAAAUUUGUUAUAACAAUCCUUUUGUGUGAUAUAUGUCAAUAUUUUUAAUUUUUAUGUUAAAUUAUAAAUACUGUUGAUGACAAUGAGAUUCUAGUAUGUAAAUAAAUCUGUAACAUACGCUGUCUAAAUUUAAA